AUGCUACGAUGCGGUGGGUUGGCAAGGAAAGGAUCUUCAUUUGAACCUUUCUAUAGGAGGUUUCAUAACAGUCAUUUCAUUUCAAAUAGGGGAGUUACACAUAUAAAAGAUACAAAUUCUGUACAAGAAAAAUUGAAGAAAGAUGGACAUUUCACUUCAGAGCAAUCUCAAGUUCUCAUAGAUAUAAUGACUGAUGCAAUACAUAGUGGUAUUGUUCAUGUUUCCAAGGAUUUAGCCAAGAGAGAAAGAUUGAUUCAGUUGACAUACCAGCAACGCGUUGAUUUUGCUAAGUUGAAAGAUCAAUUGUUAAGUUCAGAUAGAAAAGAAUUUUAUAAUCUUCAAAAUGAGUAUGAAAGAGUUCAUAACGAUUUGGAGAAGAUGAAAACUAAAUUGAAGGAGGAUAUAAUUAAAUCAAAUGCAGGGUUUAAGUUGGAUUUAUCGCUCGAAAAAGGGCGUAUUAAAGAUGAGAGUACAAAAUUUGAUUUACAAAUUAAAGAAAUUGAUUCUAGAAUAGAUAAAGAAGUGACGAAUAUGAAGAUGCAGAUUGAUUCAGUGAAAACGCAAGUCAUGCAGUGGUUAAUUGGUGUUUGUACUGGUACAUUCGCUUUGGUAUUAGCGUAUUUAAGGUUAUUAUCAUAG
Kazachstania africana CBS 2517 is the source of this 639-nucleotide messenger RNA. RefSeq names its product Fmp32p (gene FMP32). The coding region runs from base 1 to 639 and encodes 212 amino acids. The record is from RefSeq and is a predicted model, not a curated record. Gene Ontology annotation, cellular component: mitochondrion. NCBI's taxonomy places the organism in Eukaryota, Fungi, Ascomycota, Saccharomycetes, Saccharomycetales, Saccharomycetaceae. The transcript has a single exon.